AUGCUCUUUGCCCUAGCGGCGAGCAACCAAACCUACCUCUCAGCCACCGCCCUCGUAACCAACAGCGACAAUGCUUCCACGCUAGAGUGUUGGCAGCUGGAUAUUCCAUUCACGGUCCCCUCGACCCCUGGCAUCAGCGGCUCGUCGUUGGCUAAGCUUGGCAAUUUCACAAACGGAGCGUACACAGUGCUACCACCCCGGUUCAAUGGAGGAAUACACAACGCACCAGUACCGCAACUUGUUCACUUCAUAUCAGGUCUUGCUCACGUGACUUUACCUCAUGACCCUAAGCUCGAGUCCUGGAUUGUAGGAGGGGCAGGAGGUCUACUCCUAGCUUUCGACGUCACGGGAUCUGGACACUCGACGACGUAUCCGAGUGAUGAGACGACGGUUGCGAUUACGCUACCGUUCGAGGGGGGGAGGAUCCCGGAGCAUUCUGUGCUUGCAAAGAAGCCGUGUGAGGGUAAGCAGAGUUUUGUGUAA
Mytilinidion resinicola is the source of this 483-nucleotide messenger RNA. RefSeq lists its product as uncharacterized. Bases 1 to 483 code for a protein of 160 amino acids. The transcript is spliced from 2 exons. Lineage: Eukaryota; Fungi; Ascomycota; Dothideomycetes; Mytilinidiales; Mytilinidiaceae. The record is from RefSeq and is a predicted model, not a curated record.